Heterobilharzia americana is the source of this 5156-nucleotide messenger RNA. The record is from the annotation of a GenBank genome assembly. Lineage: Eukaryota; Metazoa; Platyhelminthes; Trematoda; Strigeidida; Schistosomatidae.
GGAAUCUGAGGCGGGAUUUCGUUUUCUCCGUUACUCAUGUUUGCUUUGUGAUGCGUUCAGUAAAAGAUGUGUGAUCCUAUAAAUUUUUCGUUUCACUUUGUACUAUAAUUAUGACUAUCCUAUAUUCUGGCUAUCUCGUGUAUUCAUAAAUCGAAGUCACCUUUAACAAAUCUUCAGUUUCACCAUGCAAACUGGAAGCUGCUGCGAUGAUAGUACAGGCAGCGUAGGAGGAGAUAGUGAAACAAAUACGACGGUUGCCAGCAGUCCCGGCUUUGAUCCUCCUGUUUCAAAGGGUUCACCAUUAUUGCCAGAACCUCCUGAAGAUAUUACUUCCAACUGUCCAUCAUACGACAAUUUAAGUUCAACCUUUAGAAAAGGAAUUCGCAAAAUGGAAACUAACAUCAGCUCUAGUUUGUCAAACACAGCCACCAUUUGUGAAUCUUCAACACCCAAAUCUAAAGUAACUAGUGAUGUCCUUCCUCCAAAUCCAUUUACAAGCCCUCCAUCUUUUGAGCCACCAAGUUUGCCUUAUUCUUAUUCAGAAAACAUUACUUCUGGUUUACCUGCUUACCCUGAACAAUUCACUUCACCUACCUGUAUACCUUCAACGUUCCCUUCUCCUGGAUCUGCUUUUACUGAACUUCAUCCGAAAAUUGGACCAUGCAGUAAACCCAGUUGUUUUGUUCAAUCUACAACAAUAACAUCUAUGUCACCUAAAUUGCUUAAUAAAGAAAAUAUUCGUUCGAACUGUCCUAUUACUACUUCUGUUCACACUCGAAAUGAAGUAUCAGAAUGUGUUCCUAAAAAUGUAGUUGCGAUAAUCCAUCUAUGUCGUACCUGUGGUCAGUCACAUGAUCAAACAUCACCUCACUCAUACAAUUACACACAAACUGUAGAUGAUGAUCUGUGUUGUACAUUAUGUCGUCAACCUUUAGUUGAUCCUCUCGAUACUAAAUGCGGUCAUACAUUUUGUUCGCCUUGUUUAAAGAAUCAUCUAGCUGUUCAAGCACUUUGUCCAGUGGACAGACAAAUUAUAAAUUAUUUAGAGUGCCAACAGGCUUCUAAUAUUGUAAAACGGUUGUUGGAUAAAUUAUUAGUUGCUUGUCCUAAUUCACCUCCCUGUGAUAGUAUAAUGUAUCGUGCAAAUCUUGAAGAACAUUUACGUGAUUGGUGUAUCGGUGUACAUUCAUCCAGAGAACGGUUUAUGCAAAGUGGUGGGGUGAAGACAUCUCGUCCAGUUCAUCAUAGUCAACCGAAAAAUGUCUUCUUGUCCACUUUCGUUGGAACUGAAUCACUUGACUCAAACAUGUUGCCAUCAUCAGUGUGCGAGUCGACGAGAUGUCCUAGGGUAAUGGAUCCACAAACAAUUAUGAAAAGUGGUCUCUUGGUACAACAACAUCAGCAACCAAAGAACAUGAAUUUCCCUAGUCCCAAUAAUGGAUCCAGCUUUGGUAUUGUUUAUCCAAACCAUUUUAUAAAGGAGUAUCCUCAUGCAUUCUCACCAGUCACACGAAUCGAGUCAGAUAAAAUGAUUAAAGCAGACUGUAAUACCAAUUUACCUCCCACCGAUUAUCCAUCUGACUCAUCAACCAUCUAUGAAGGUGUUCCUGUUUCAAUAAUAAUUUAUCGUCCAUCUAAUUGUAUGGAUUUGGGUUUCACAUUUGUUGGUGGUAUCGAUACUCCACUGGCGUGCAUACUUAUUCAAGAAAUCUAUUUAGAUGGUCCAAUUGCAACUGAUGGACGUCUUAGACCGGGCGAUCAAUUACUUGAGGUAAAUGGAAAUUUAUUGACACAUGUUACACACGCUGAGGCACACAAUCUUCUGACAUCUCCUUCGUCAAUAGUACAGUUCACUGUUUUUCGUGAACCAGUCGCCUUGACUACACAACAAGUACAACCUCAGUAUCAACAAGAAAUAUUCUAUGUCAAGUUGUGUAAACGUCAAGGAAACGUUCUUGGAAUUAAGCUUGUUGGGAAAAAACAUUUACCAGGGCUUUAUGUACUAGAACUUGUAGCCGGUUGUGAAGCAGAUCUUGAUGGAAGAAUAAAGAAAGAUGAUCGUAUAUUAGAGAUUAAUGGAAUAGACUUAGAAAAUGGAACUCAAGAACAAGCAGCACAAAUAAUUAAUUCUGUUUCGGAUUAUGUAAUCUUCAAAAUUAGUCGACGACAUCGAUCAGAUACACCGGAUAUCUUGAGGACAACAACAGAUUCCGAAGAAAAAUUAGAGAAUAGUCUAUUGGCAUUGAAAUCACUCCAAUUGAAUUCUUCUGAUCAUCCUAAUAAACAGGAUUCAUCGAAUGUAAGCCAUAAUUUUGCUUGGUCAAGUCUAGAUGAUCGAGAUACAAAUCCUUCAAGCAUUCACUCAACUACAGAAUUAAUUCAUUCUUCAAAUGAACAAAAGUUGACCUGUUUCAAUCCAUCAGUGGCAACAGCAUCAUCAUCAGUUGCCUCAGCGGAUGAUAAUCGAACGAGUAAAAUUAACGUUUACAAAGAAUCACGUAAUCGUUCCAAUUCUGUUGGUUCAAUUGCUCCACAUAAUAUUAAUAUUUCAAGCACUCAAAAUAAUGCAACUGGAUUCCCUAAGCAACUUGUUGUAAGUUUUGUGUGCUUUCUCCGUUUUCAAACAAUCUACUUUUUAAUUUUGCGUCUCUUAAAGUUUGAGAAUAAAUAAAUUUUUAGCAAAAAUCAGUGUUUCACUCAGUUUAAUGUUUGUAAAACUAGGAUGUAUAUAGUGAAUACAACUUCCAGCUGUCUUGUUAAUAUUAUCUCAUCGAUUUAUUUAACCUCGCCUAGGUAACUAGUUCACUAGUUACUAGCCGGUUCUAAGCCCGGAUAAAGAGCGAAGGUUGGGCAUAGGACUAGCAACCCUAUCCCGUAAAACCAAUCUAAUUUGAAGACGCAACAUGCCAAGUGAUUCACAGUGGAAAACUCAGUGAUGCCUUUGAAAUGAAGACAGGAGUAAGACAAGGCUGCCACAUACUAUCACCGAUGAUCUUCCUGAUUGUGGUCGACUGCAUCAUGCAGAAAACCAUGAGGAGAGAGAAGAUGGGCAUACGAUGUUUGACCGAUGUAAAGACCCCAGAAGAAGAUUUGGAUUUCGUCGAUGAUUUAUGUUUCAUGUCGCGCAAACUCGAAGAUCUACAGACGAAAACCAACGAGUUGGCAGAAGAGGCGAGGCAGCGAAACAAGACGGACUUCUUUCAGAUGAACGUAGAGAAUACAGAGAUGAUGAAGAUACCUAACCAACAACAACAAUCACCAUGAACGGGAGAAAUCUAAAGGAAGUUUUCUCUUUCACCUACCCACAUACCUAGGCAGCAUCGUUUCAGCUACAGGUGGCACAGAUGAGGAAAAAGUCAAAACCAGGAUCGGAGAAGCAAGACAGGUUUUCAUUAAUCUGAAAUAAUCAGUGUGGAGAUCUGCUCCACUCAGUAUAAAGCGUGAACAAGAUCCGAAUUUUCAACACUAAUUCAGUCAAGUCAGUACUUCUAUGUGAUAGUUCAGAGACUUGGUAUGUUGCGAAAAGCAUUUCCCACAAACUACAGAAAUAUAUCGCAUCAACAGCUGUCGCCUACGCUCAUUCAAUACUCAAGAUCAGAUUGCUAGAAUAAUAAGAAUAAGCAACAAGGAACUCUGGGAACGAACUAGCCAAGAACCCAUCGUCCAACAAAUAUAUAGCAGAAGAAAGUGGAGAUGGAUUGGAUUGGACAUACACUAAGAAGACCGAUUGGGGACAUCAUGCACCAGGCCAGGCCGUCGAGUGGGACCCAGAUGGGAAGCGACGAGUUUAGUGUCCGAGGGUGACAUGAAGGAGACCAUGUGAGGGAGAAAUGAAAGCUUGUGAACAGUCGUGGAGCGAGGUUCAAAAGACUGGAGAGAAUAGAGUGCAAUGAAGACGUGCUAGUGAAGCCCUAUGUUCCACUAGGAACCCAAGGGCCGAAUAUAAUAAAUAAUCGACUUUAUUAUUACUGGGGUAGUUGUCGAUUGUAUUGCAUACGUUACUUUCAUCUAAUACUUCACUAUUUCGAAUUCUAUUCCAUCUUGACGAGGUUUUCAAGUAAGUUCGAACAGUCGCAAAACCAUUUGUUCAAACUUUUCUACUUUCGGUUAAUUUUGAUUUUCCAAUAGAAGAGUAUUUAUUACUUACAACGCAAUUAUACUAGUACAUCUGAACUCAAUAGUUACAUACUUCAUAUGAGAGAAGUUAAGGUGUUCGGUUGUAUCAAGAUCCUAGAGUGUGAGAAUAAACUUCAACGGUAUGAUUUUUAUCGGAGCUUUCAAUACAGCUUAAAAUUACUGAACAGUCAGUCUGUGUCAUCUAAGUCACGCUUGAUUUAUCUAAAUAUUUACCAAAAAAGACACUACAAUAGUUUAGUCUGUUCUAGUAUGUAAGUGCCAGGCAUAUCUGUUAAAUGUAGAAUAUGCGAAGUUACAGAUUUUCGAUUAACCACCUUUAAAAAGUAUUGCUCAUACGUAGUAGUAAAACAAUCUAGUUUGCAAUGGAAAUUGAGUUUAAUUACUUAAGAUAAGUGCGCCCAAAUAACUUUGAAUAGCUGAAUUUCUUUUCCAUGUAUGCACAUCGUCUUAUUAUUUAGAUUUAAAUAAAUGAAGACUUCAGCGAAUAAAUUUGUUUUCGGCGACUAUGAUCCUCAUUAACCGUAUAACUUCACUUAAAUAUAUGUAUUUUACGUGAAAAUCUCAAUGUUUGUUGAUCAUGAAAAUAAUAUAGAAAUGAAAAUUACGUGAGAAAAUAUUUCAUAAUGUGAGUGAAUGUGAUUUGAAAUCACAAAAUAAAGAAUCCGUAACAAAGUAGGUAAACAGUUGUCAUUAUCUACAUGAUGAUAAUGUGAAAAAUUAAGAAAAAAUAGGUUGAAAAAUUAAAAAGUGAAUAAUGAUGGGAUGGUAAAGUUGAUUCUCGAUACACAAUUCCGGUUUCGACUGUUGUACUGACAAAGCUCCAAGAAUGCAAAGUAAGCGUUUACUCAUUCAUACCUUUUGGAAUAUUACGUUGUACUAGAGCGAAUGAAUCUUAUAGAACUGUAUCCCUUGUGAAUGAAACGUUAUAAUAUGAAACUGUUGGUCGAUCUACAUUUACCUAUAUUGAGUCACGCUGAAAGGUGCUUGCAUUGGCGUGAAACAGUCUACGUCUGCGUACG